UCGUGAAUAAAAUAUUUACUUUUGAAAUAAUUUGUUUUAACAACGUUAUUUGUCACUGGCCAAAAAAAUCGGGAAAAAAUUAGUAUAAAAGAUCUAGUAAACUAAAAAUUCAUUGGGACUUUUAGUCUAACCUGCGAACAAAGAACAUAUAAGCUCUUGUGGAAGCCAUCUAGUCUAUAAGUCUCAGUCGCGUCGAAAUCAAAUUUCAAAAAUCUUGAAAACAACGCGACAUUCGCAAGUCGAACAUAUUGACUAUUUCCAAAAAUAGCCAUCGAAUUCACCUGCAAUAAUUAUGGCACUGUUAGAGAGAGGAGAUCGGAUCGUCAUAAGAUAUUAUGACUACUUGCAAAAUUUAACCGUUAUCAAAGUAAAUGACAAGAAUCGUGAACAGCCCGAAGAGUAUCGCGUUAAACUUCAAGGAAUAAGUGGAGAAUUUUUUGACACGUCCUCGAUGAAUAUCCUUACCAAUGUCAUCAAAAAGAAAGAAAUAUUUAACAUCGCACUCAUUGACAAAAAUGAACUCGUAUUAACAUAUUCAACAUCUAAACAAUGUCUCAACACUCAGAUUUGGAAUGCUGAGAAUUUGAAACCCAAAAACGUCGGCAAUAAAUAUGAGAAGACUUAUGCAAAGAAGAACGCAUAUAAACCUGGACUUAAGCCGAACAAUUACGCAACAUAUAAUGCCAAACGUUAUACGGCCCAAGAUAGACUUAUGAAAUACCGUAAAACUGAGGAGCUACAAAUCGUUCAUCAAACUAAUAAAUUCAAACAGCCCGAAAAUAGACAACUGUACAACACCGAUAAUACACGUUAUUCAGCUCAAGACCGACUUAAAAAAUACAAGAACAUCGUUACUUCAAAAGAACCGCAGCUUAAACAAUAUGACAUUAAGACCACAGAUAUGAACCGAUUUGAAAUUGAAGAAAAAUGUUGCAAAGAACAAAAUCUCAGCACUGACAUAACAGAAGACCCAUGUACUAAGAAACGUACAUUAAAACUAGGCGAGACGCAAAAAGUUAGUUAUUUAUAUUUAUCAUACAAACAAUCUAUUAUUACAAUAAUCUUUCCACAGAUAAUGAUAGUUCAAAAACGAACGAAGACAUGUUAUCUGGUACACACGAUGGAGAGUAGAAAGUCGGUAAUCACCUUGUGUGAUAAACUACGAAAAAUUGAAAAUAACUUAAAACGUAUCGAGAAAGUUGAGAAGUACGACAUGUGCUUGAUAUUUUUUGGCGCUGAAUGGUACCGUGGGAAAAUUAUGGACGAGACGAACGAUGGUAUGUUGAAAAUUUACUUGAUUGACACAGCACAAGUGAUGUUCUUUAAUCGAAAAGAAGUCUACGAGAUGCCAAAGCAUUUCGAAGGAGAGUCAUUAUUAAUUGAAAUCGUCGUAACACCUCCGCCAAAUGAAAUGCUGACUACUGUUUUUGCUAACGUAGAAGCAAUAAAAACUAUUGGACCGAGUACGGUGGUGAAACUGAUUUAAUAACUUGCUAUAUUGCCUUAUAACUCCUAUUAAUUUGCAUUCGACAGUCAACGAAUAUUCCCUACAGAAGUUUACAUGCUGACAAUGAUGUCUUUUUCCAUUAAAAAUACUCUUGUUUAUUUAUUAUGAACUAUUUUGCAUUUUCAUCCGACUUCUUUAUUUAUUGUUUAUAUAUUUGUUAUAUUUAUAUGUUUGUUGUUACAUUAUUUAA
Messenger RNA from Daktulosphaira vitifoliae (grape phylloxera), 1697 nucleotides. RefSeq lists its product as uncharacterized. Lineage: Eukaryota; Metazoa; Arthropoda; Insecta; Hemiptera; Phylloxeridae. The transcript has 2 exons. The record is from RefSeq and is a predicted model, not a curated record. The coding region runs from base 293 to 1486 and encodes 397 amino acids.